Messenger RNA from Gongylonema pulchrum, 453 nucleotides. The record is from the annotation of a GenBank genome assembly. NCBI's taxonomy places the organism in Eukaryota, Metazoa, Nematoda, Chromadorea, Rhabditida, Gongylonematidae.
AUGAACAUCGUUUUGGAUCCAAAAUUGAGCUGCGAAGAGGAACUUCGGUUUAGCCGAUUGAACAGCUUCGAUUUUGUGGAUUUUUGGAGCAAAAAAGGCGAACCAUCCGAUGCCGACAAAGCACUUCUUUAUAAGGGUAUACGAAUUCUUGAUAACGAAUUGGUGAAAGCGAAGGAAGCCAGCGAGAAGGAUGUAACCCGAAUUUAUACAUUAUACUUGAAAAUUGGACAUAUAAGUUUGUUGGCAAGGGAUUUUCCACGAGGGUUUACUUUGGGACUUAUCGUUUAUUCAUGUGUUAUUGGUUUUCAUUUUUCAGCUUUAUCAGCUUAUCAGAAAGCUUACAACCUGAACAGGGAUGCAUUCUGGAGUGAACCGGCAUCAUAUUUUGGCUUGGGAAUGCCAUUGAUACAGCUUACAGUAUUCCUGAGUUCUGAGCUCACUGUAUUCGCGUAA